UGGACAAAGACAUGAAUCUGAUCAAGUCACCAGACUUGAUUAACCUAAAUGACACAGAUACAGAUGCUGAAAUACAGUACAAGAGUCUGGACGCCACCAAUGGGGACGCCACGGCGGACACGGACGAGCCGCGGCUCUCGGGCGACUCGCCCUCGGCCUCUUCCCCGGCCAGCGACUCGCCCAAGCCGUCCCGACAGGGACACGUGCACUGGAGGACCGCCCACUCUGACGAGCACCGCCAGCUGCUGGCCACCGAGGGCGAGUCGUCCGACCGGCACUCGUCCGAGGACGAGGAGGACGAGGUGGACGUGUGGACGGUGACAGCCGAGCAGCGCCAGUACUACGUGCAGCAGUUCGUCACUCUGCAGCCCGACACCACCGCCCUGCUGCCCGGACACACCGCCAAGGCCUUCUUCGAGAAGAGCAAACUGCCCGUCACGGCGCUCAGCAAAAUAUGGAACCUGUCGGACGUCACCCGGGACGGCUGCCUGUGUCUGGAGGAGUUCGUCACCGCCAUGCACCUGGUGGUGCUGCGACGGAACCGGAUCGAGGUGCCCGACCAGCUGCCGCCCCAGCUGGUGCCAAAGCCCGCCGCCCCUGCCGCCGCUCCUCCUCCGCCAGUCGCCACCGCCGCGCCCGGCCAGCUCACGUCACCAAAGGGCAAGGAGUGGACAAAGUUUGUGGAGUCGCCGAUGAGCAACAUCUCGUCACCGGGAAUCAAGCCUGUCAACUUCGACUUUCACAAAUCGGCUGUCGAGCAGAACCCGCAGAUCCUCCACCCGGUGGCGGUGAAGGGCACGCGAGAGGAGCACCCGGCCGGCCGGCCGACGGCCGACUCCGACUCCGAGCUCUCUGACGGUCGGCCCACCGCGCGGAAGGCGCUCAGACACUGCAGCUCGGGUCCGCACGCGCUGGGCGACUCGGCCUCCUCAGGCCCCACCAGUCUGCCGGUGCUGGCGCAGACGGCGCCCACGCUGCCCAGUCGGCUGGCACAGCCGGCGCCGCCGCCGCCGCCGCCGCGGCCCGGCCACACCGGCCACGCGCGCAGCAGCUCCCUGGACCUGAGCUGCGUGCCGCCCGUGGUGCCGCCGCGUAGCUCACCGGCCGACAGCCAGAGGCCGGCGCCGGCCACAGCCGACCCUUCGGCAGGGUUUGCCGACUUCAGUCAGUUCGAGGAGCCCUCAGCGCCCGACAUCAGCCGCGUCAGACAGGGCGCCUUCGAGGUCUACAAAAAGCCAGCGGCAGCAGCAGCAGCGGCGGCGGCGGGGGCGACGGGCGGCGCCAGUCCGGCCGGCAGUCGACACGGCUCCGGCGGCGACCACGCCCCCUCUGCCACCGAGCCACGCCCCUCGCGGCCGGCGCCACACCCGCACCUCGAGUCGCCCGUCAUCAGCCCGGGCCGACUCGCCAAAAUGACGCCGCAGGAGCUGAUGGCAGUCAGCUCGUGGAGCCGCGAGUCUCUGCUGCUGGUACUGCGCGCGCAGCGGGAGCGGACUGCCACGCUGGCGGCCGUCACCGCCGAGCUGAAUCAGGAGCUGGCAGAGACGGUGGAGGAGCGCACCUCGCUGGAGCUGCAGCUCGACCACAUGCGGCCCGACAAUGACUGACCGGGCCGCCGCGCCGUCUGAGGAGGCCCGGCCGGCCGCGGCGCGCCGCCCGACAGCGACCGACGGCAGUGGGACGCGUCGGUCCAUUCCAGACAGGCGGAGUGGCGGCAGGGGACUGCGUGUCGCUGGUGUAUGUGUGUGUACUGGAGAGGACAGCGGGCUGUUGUGGGCGCAUUUUUUCGGAGUGUUUAUUCGACGUUGUCAUGUCGGGAUGCUUCCUGGGCGGGCGGUGGUGGCCAGUCAGCCGGUGGGACUCAGUGGGGUCGCUGUGGGCAGUCGACUGCCGCUGCCCAGUGACGGUGAGCCAGCCUCGGGGUGCGCCUAGGCCGGCCGAGGGUUGGCCGCUCGCGGCUGGCGCCGGGAGCUCUCGCCGCGUGUCGCCAGUCGCCGUUUGUUUACCGCUUGGACGCUCGUCCAGCUAUGUUAAUAUGGUCGAACCAAAUAUAUCUACAUUAUUCAGCUAUACGGCGAAUGAUGGAUAUUUUGUCAGAUGACGCUUUUAUUUAAUACGAUAUAUGUCUGGUACCGGCGGUGAUUGCCGUGAAUAUCAUGCGUGGUAGCGUCAGUGGUGCCGUGCGUGGCCUGGGUGCGACGUACCCUUUGCACACUACUGGGUCAAUAUUUUUAGAGUUGUUCCCACGUCGCUGCUAAGUGAAAAAUAUACACAAUGACAAGA
Messenger RNA from Amphibalanus amphitrite, 2283 nucleotides. Its product is annotated as ralBP1-associated Eps domain-containing protein 1-like. Lineage: Eukaryota; Metazoa; Arthropoda; Thecostraca; Balanomorpha; Balanidae. The coding region runs from base 12 to 1607 and encodes 531 amino acids. The transcript has 12 exons. Gene Ontology annotation, molecular function: protein binding; calcium ion binding. Gene Ontology annotation, biological process: endocytosis; endosomal transport. The record is from RefSeq and is a predicted model, not a curated record. Gene Ontology annotation, cellular component: cytoplasm; plasma membrane.